This is a messenger RNA of Microcebus murinus (gray mouse lemur), 4831 nucleotides long. RefSeq names its product galanin receptor 3 (gene GALR3). Gene Ontology annotation, cellular component: plasma membrane. The record is from RefSeq and is a predicted model, not a curated record. Gene Ontology annotation, molecular function: galanin receptor activity. Gene Ontology annotation, biological process: G protein-coupled receptor signaling pathway; negative regulation of adenylate cyclase activity. NCBI's taxonomy places the organism in Eukaryota, Metazoa, Chordata, Mammalia, Primates, Cheirogaleidae.
GCGGGGCCAGGAGGAUAAUUUGCUGCUGCCAAGGCCCCAUUUUCCCUUUCUUCUCACUACAGCUGGCCUCUCCCCUGGUCCUACAGGCACUGCGUGUGUGUGGCUGAGGGGGCGGGGGUGUCUCCUUGCUCAGCGCUCUGGGUACCGGUGCGGAUGGGGCUGGGGAGUGGGUUCUGAGUCAUCGCAGUUCCAACCUCGGGCGUGGUGUAGCCUUGGGAAGCCCGUUGUUUGCUUGGGGCAGAAGGUGAAAAGCCCUCUAUCAUUAAGGACAGGAAACCAGACCUACGUCUCUGUGUCCUGCUCCUCCUGCUGGCCGCCCCUUUGCCCUGACAUCUUGGGACAGACGGUCUGGGCGGCUCCAGCUCAGUCCUGCGGGACCUCAAAGCUGGGAUUGUAGGAAUCCUAGCUUGCGACCCGGAGGAGCUUGGGCCUGGGUCCCAGAGCCUGGGGGGGAGGGGUGGCCACAUCAGCAGUAGGAACAUUUGCACACCUGGAGGCAGCCCCCGACUCAACCAGCAGUGCGGCCUUCGGCUUCAUGUGUGGUCAGCGCAGGCGGCAGGUUAUGCCGGAAGAGCAGCCACGGGUCGACGUGUCCCGGUCGGUGUGGCGAACCCAGCAGGGCCACGCCGACAUGAGGUGGCACAAGGUGAGGCCCCACCAACCAGCGGGGAAGAACUCGCCCUGUAUCCUGCGGCAGCACCAGCUGCCGCCCCGCGACCUCCAGGGCCAGCACGCGCAGCAGCCGCUCGGGGCGCACGUGUUUCAGCUUGGGUGCGUCCUCUAGUCACCCGACGCCUGCGACCAGCUAUAGAGCUGUGCUUGGUCCAAGGGCCGGCACGGAUUAGCCACAAGUCUGUCCUGCGGAGCCAGGGGCUCUGGGACUCAGUCCUAGGGCGCGCCGUCCACGUCCUCUUGAGUCAGGCACCGUGUUCAAGGCUGCGGCCGCCUGGAGCAGCAGUAGGAGGAGGGAAGAGGGUGGCACGCUGAGGCUUGAGCCAUGAUGGCGCGCCCGUCCAGCCUGCCCCAUGGCCAUGCUCUCUCUGAUCACCUCCAUCUUCCCUCCUUCCUUCACUCCACUUCUGCUCUCCUAUGAGCUGGGCUUGCUGCUGCUGGGAGCUCUUUGCCCUAGUACUGCCCAAGCCUGGGCGAGGAGGGGCCUUGCAGGCGCAGGGUGCUUACAAGGGGCAGAAAGACAAAGUGUCAUUGAUCUCUCAGGGGCUUUCCAGCCAGUUCCACGGUUCAGGCAUGCACAUUUGUACAGGCUUCUGGGAGUCUAACGGUGCAUUACUUUCAGGCAAGGUGGUUGUGGAUCUCCGUCAAUAGCUCUCAAAUCCCACCACACUGAGUCUAGAAUCUUACAAUUCUGCUGUUCAGUGAUCAUCGGAUUUUAUAAUUCUGAUUCCUCAAUUCAACUCUGUUGGAUCUGAAUUUAGGAUUGAAGAGUCCAGAUCAGAUUCCUAAGAGUUUCAAUUCCGUGAGUCUCUGCUUCUAAAAAUUUGAGGAUUCUCUGAAUCUGGGGUGGUUGACAUCGGGCUGGGUGACAAUCCCAGGGACCUUCAAGGAGCUCAUUCUAAAGCCUCUUGCCCAGCUUCUCAGGCCUUGAAUGCAAGUCCUGGCUCCAACUGUGCCCCCACCCUAUUUUCUCUUUCCCUUCACAGGCUCCCCUUUGAGAUGCUUCCUCACCCCCAGCUUCUAAAAAGACAGACACUGAUUCCCUGACACCUCUUUUCUCCCUUCCUUAACUCAUUGCAGACUGCCUUUUGCCCUCCCUACACUUGUUCAGUUUUCUAACAGUCUCCAUGAUGCUAAAUCCAGUGCACCUCACUCCCCAGGUGCUAGCCUCCUUAACCCUCUGGAAGCAUCUGGCCAUGUGGGUUCUGCCUGAACUCCAUGACUGAAUCGCACAGCCAUUCACUAGGACUUAUUAGCCUCUUUGCCUGGACAAGAGGCUCCUAGCAGGUCACUCACCAAAUCUCUCCCCUUCUAUCCAUCCUUUUCACUCCAGGACAUAAUAAACUUGUACAGGUCACCUCCCUGCUCUAGAACCUUCACUAGCUCCCUGCUGCCCUCAGGCUGAAGCUAGACUCUUUGGGCAGGUACAUAAACCAUCUGGUCACCAGCUGGACUCAGCCCCUGGAAAGAGCUUAGGGAAGGACAUGGGUAUCUGAGGACUUGCAAGGCCUGAGGGGAGGGGUUCUGUAGAAGGGGGACUCAUGUCCUGGUUUCCCAGCCUAAGAAACCCCAUUCAAGACUAGGAAUCCUUUUUAAACGUGGGUUGGAGCCCUGCUCAGAGUCUCAAGGGAAAGGAUAUGGGGUGGAGUCACCAGACAGUGCCACAGCAGGUGGGAGUGCCCGGAGUGGGCUGGGCCCUGGCCACAGAGGGGUUAACUACAAAGCGAUCUCAGAGAGUGAGAUCAAUGGGUUACUCACUGCAGAAAGAGAGAAAGAGGCAGCAGCAACGCAGAAGGCAGAGAAGAGACAGGCAGAAGAGCAUGCCACCCGAGGAAAUCAGGAACUGAUGAGGAGGUGCUCAGUGGCUACUCCAGAGGGAGUGCCCAACUCCCGCUCAGCAGAGGGGGCCAGAGGAGACGAAGUGCCUUAAAGGCGAAGAGGGAGAAGUAGGAAGCAGCCCUGUACCUGCACGGAGGCACCAAAGGGCAGCAGCUGAGCCGGGAGGCAGCCCCAGCCUGGCCGUUCCAUCCAGGAUCAAGCAGAGUCCAGUGCCCAGGGUUGAGGUGGGUGUUGCCCAUCCUGAGCUUUGGGGGCCUGCUGCAUGCCGGGUGCUGGGGUGGGGGCAGAUAUUGUUUUUCUUCCUUCCUCUCUGUCUCCCCCCACCCCAAUUUGUCAUAUCACGGCAGCAAUCCCAGGCAUGCCAGAGGAUCCACAGGUAGUAGGCGAUGUGGGUUGUGGGGUGGGCCAGGGGUAAGAAUGGCCACGGUGUGCACAAAUGCACACAUACGCACACACAUGUAGGCUCAGAGGCACCACCUGUUACAGCCGUUCAGAUGAGUACUCUAGGCUAGAAGUCAGGAUACCAGAGUGGCAACAGCCCAGAUCUGCCAUUCAAAGUAUGAUUAUUACCCCCCCAUGUACCCUCUCUGGGCCCCAAUUUCCCCAUGUGCAAAAAGGGUUCAGUGAUCUAUAUGGUCUUCCCAGCUUUGCCAUUUGGUCAUCUCACUAGACUGGACAUUCCAAUGACCUGGGAUGCCACCCAUGUUUUGCUAAAGCUACAACUUGUAGCUAGAGAAAGUCCUGAACCCAUGUCCAAGUGCUGAGCUACGUGCUGAGCUUCAGAUUCCCAUUGAAAAGUAAGGAAAAUAUACUAGCUCCUGGGGUUGGAGCUGCCCCUCCCCCCCACCUGCCAUGUCUUCACCCUGCUCUGCCUGUGUCUUCACCUGCCUCAUGGUUGAAGGUGAGGUGUCCACUAACUGCCUAAGCACCCCUCCAUGCCCUGGAUGAGAGGUAUGUUCCCUAGGAAACUGAGGAACGCCCCCCAACACCAGCGUGACUGUGCUAGGGGCUUGUUCACACAGUGGGUCUCAGUGAUGACUUUUGGCUCUGCUUUCCCCUCCCCCAUCCCCCAUGAGCUUCCAGCCCAGGACACCUGGCCAGACUCAGGCUGGUGGAGCUAGACCCCUGGGUCAAGUGGCCAGAGCUGGGGGCCCCUGCCUGAGGACUCCAGCUUUUCUUCCCCAGGUGCCUGUCUGAUGGGGAGAUGGCUGAUGCCCAGAACAUUUCGCUGGACAACCCGGGGAGUGUGGGGGCUGUGGCAGUGCCUGUGGUCUUUGCCCUAAUCUUCCUGCUGGGCACAGUGGGCAAUGGGCUGGUGCUGGCUGUGCUGCUGCAGCCCGGCCCCAGUGCCUGGCAGGAGCCAGGCAGCACCACGGAUCUGUUCAUCCUCAACCUGGCUGUGGCCGACCUCUGCUUCAUCCUGUGCUGCGUGCCCUUCCAGGCUGCCAUCUACACCCUGGACGCCUGGCUCUUUGGGGCCCUUGUCUGUAAGGCUGUGCACCUGCUCAUCUACCUCACCAUGUACGCCAGCAGUUUCACGCUGGCUGCCGUCUCAGUGGACAGGUACCUGGCCGUGCGGCACCCGCUGCGCUCGCGGGCCCUGCGCACGCCGCGUAACGCCCGCGCCGCCGUGGGCCUAGUGUGGCUGCUGGCGGCGCUGUUCUCGGCGCCCUACCUCAGCUACUACGGCACGGUGCGCUACGGCGCGCUCGAGCUCUGCGUGCCCGCCUGGGAGGACGCGCGCCGCCGCGCCCUCGACGUGGCCACCUUCGCCGCCGGCUACCUGCUGCCCGUGGCCGUGGUGAGCCUGGCCUACGGGCGCACGCUGCGCUUCCUGUGGGCCGCCGUGGGCCCCGCGGGCGCGGCGGCGGCCGAGGCGCGGCGACGGGCCACGGGCCGCGCGGGGCGCGCCAUGCUGGCGGUGGCCGCGCUCUACGCCCUCUGCUGGGGCCCGCACCACGCGCUCAUCCUCUGCUUCUGGUACGGCCGCUUCGCCUUCAGCCCGGCCACCUACGCCUGCCGCCUCGCCUCGCACUGCCUGGCCUACGCCAACUCCUGCCUCAACCCGCUCGUCUACGCGCUCGCCUCGCGCCACUUCCGCGCGCGCUUUCGCCGCCUGUGGCCCUGCGGCCGCCGCCGCCGCCACCGCACCCGCUGCCCGCCGGGCGCCCGUCGCGCCCUCAGGCGCGUCCACCCCGCGUCCUCGGGCCCAGGCGGCUGCACCCUCGGGGACGCCCGGCCUCGCGGGAGGCUGCCGGCCCGCGGCGGCUGGGGCGGUGAGCCCAGGGAGGGGCCCGCCCACAGCGGAGAGGCUGGGUGA